Fopius arisanus is the source of this 1149-nucleotide messenger RNA. Its product is annotated as WD repeat-containing protein 61. Lineage: Eukaryota; Metazoa; Arthropoda; Insecta; Hymenoptera; Braconidae. The transcript has 5 exons. Bases 39 to 1013 code for a protein of 324 amino acids. Gene Ontology annotation, molecular function: protein binding. The record is from RefSeq and is a predicted model, not a curated record. Gene Ontology annotation, cellular component: Cdc73/Paf1 complex.
UUGGUGAAUCUUUUUUUUUGUUUAGAUGAGAAGACAAUAUGUAUUCUCUGAUACAUAAAACCGAAAAUGCACAUGAGGACAGUAUUUGGACGUGUGCCUGGGGCAAGCCGAAACGGAAGAAGGAAAAUAAUCAUGACAACGAGGAUUCACGGGAUUCAAUGCGAUCGAAUGAUGACGAAUCAUCGGAAUAUAUCGUCACAGGAUCGGUGGAUGACUCGGUGAAAGUUUGGGAGCACAAGGAUGGAAAUUUGAAGAUUAAACACAAAUUGAGUGGACAUUCUCUCGGUGUCGUCUCCGUAGCAAUCAGCUCUGAUGGAACGAAAUGUGCAUCGAGUUCAUUGGACUCCAGCCUCCGGCUUUGGGACUUGGAAUCAGGUGAUAAAAUCUCCAGUAUCGAAGUGGGUCCUGUGGACAUCUGGACAGUGGUCUUCUCUCCAGAUGACAAAUUCAUAGUAUCCGGUAGUCACGCUGGAAAAAUCCACAUGUACGGCACAGAGAGCUGCAAGGAGGAGCAAACACUGGACACCAGAGGUGGAAAAUUCACCCUGAGUGUUGCCUACAGCCCCGACGAGAAGUACAUCGCCAGUGGAGCCAUUGAUGGUAUCAUAAACAUCUUUGAUGUUGCGUAUGGAAAGGUCUUGAGGACUCUGGAGGGUCACGCUAUGCCCAUCAGAUCUCUCUGCUUCUCUCCUGAUUCUCAAUUACUCCUGACCGCCUCUGAUGAUGGCCACAUGAAACUCUACGAUGUUCAAUCAGCUAAUGUUGCUGGUACCAUGUCUGGACAUGCCUCUUGGGUUCUUGGGGUUGCAUUUGCACCUGAUGGACAAAAAUUUGCCUCCAGUAGCUCAGAUCAUACUGUCAAAAUUUGGGGACUCGCUGAGAGACAAUGUCUUCAUACAUUCAAGGAUCAUUCAGAUCAAGUUUGGGCAGUGAAAUACCAUCCAGAGAAGAACAACACACUGGUAUCAGUUUCCGAGGACAAAUCAAUUAAUCUGUACGAAUAUCCGCAAUGAAUGUGGAUUAAAAAUCAGUAACAAUAAACACUAACAUGUAAGAAAAAACACAUAAAUCGAAUCCUCGUCAGUGUAAAUCUUUGGGUUUUUAUUGAAAGAUGUCACAUGUAUUGCUAUAAAUUUUAUUUUUCAAUAA